Messenger RNA from Rosa chinensis, 495 nucleotides. Its product is annotated as acyl-acyl carrier protein thioesterase ATL3, chloroplastic. NCBI's taxonomy places the organism in Eukaryota, Viridiplantae, Streptophyta, Magnoliopsida, Rosales, Rosaceae. Gene Ontology annotation, cellular component: chloroplast. Gene Ontology annotation, molecular function: fatty acyl-[ACP] hydrolase activity. The coding region runs from base 1 to 495 and encodes 164 amino acids. The record is from RefSeq and is a predicted model, not a curated record. The transcript is spliced from 4 exons.
AUGUCUGCAAGUGAUCAUAAAGUUCAAUAUGUAAUAAAAAAAGGCUUUCUCCAUUCUGAACCUUGCAGAAGGAGUGGUUUUUAUGAUGUUGAGCUUAAAGUCCGAGAAUAUGAGCUUGAUCGGUAUGGCGUGGUUAACAAUGCUGUCUAUGUAGAUUAUUGCCAGCACGCUUUUGAUGAACAUUUAGAAAGCGUCGGCCUGAGUGCUGAUGCAAUUACCCAAACCGGUGAAGCAAUGGCUUUGUCAGCAUCGUCUCUGAAAUUCAUUGCACCUCUAAAGAGUGGAGACAAGUUUGUCAUAAAGUUGCGGAUGACUAACUCCUCAGCCGCUCGCCUGUAUCUUGAGCAAUUCAUUUUCAAGCUGCCAAAUCUAGAGCCUAUCUUCGAAGGAACGGCCACAGUUGUGUGGCUUAAUAAAGACUAUCGCCCUGUCCGUAUUCCAUCGGAGUUUAUAUCUCAAUUUGUCCAGUUUCAUCGCCAUAAGGAGUCUAGCUAA